CAGAAACAAAGAGAUGGAGACCAGAAACAAAGAGAUGGAGGAGAUAAAAGAUGAGUUUGAGAAAAUCAAAGCUGCUGCUUCCAGGACUAUCACAUCACACUGGCUAGUACAACCCUGCAGUCAUGAGCAGAAAGUGGAGUUACUGGAGGAGGGGCGCAAGAUGAGUAGCAGCUCAGACAGUCAGGAGAUCCCAGGAGACAUCGAUGUGGUGGUUAAUGACAACUACAAGUUUAUCAUUCUGAGAAACUGGUCUGAUCAGGACAAACCACUGGGAGGACGUCAGUUAAAAGUCCAGAUCAACAAUAGUGAACCCAUCACAUACACAUUUGAUCCAUCACUGGAAGUCAAGGCUGGAGACAUUGCUAUUUUAUACGGUCCAGGCUAUAAUCCUGUUUAUGUCCUCUCUGGUUACCUGGUGCGGGAGGACCUGGAGUCCUGGUGGCCUGGAGACAGAGUCCAGGUCUCUCUGCAGUGAAAUAGUUCCCAGUUGAACUCCUUCAAUAAAGUUCAGUAAUCCAGCAAACAGCAACAUUAUAGAUGAGAAACAGCACGACUCAGAUCUUCCUGCAGA
Messenger RNA from Mugil cephalus (flathead mullet), 571 nucleotides. RefSeq names its product prelamin-A/C-like. Bases 14 to 475 code for a protein of 153 amino acids. The record is from RefSeq and is a predicted model, not a curated record. NCBI's taxonomy places the organism in Eukaryota, Metazoa, Chordata, Actinopteri, Mugiliformes, Mugilidae. The transcript is spliced from 6 exons.